AUGUCAAAAGUGGCUGAUCAAAUUAAAAUGUCAUUCGAAAAUGCUAAAGAUCAGGAAAGUUAUCAUGAAGGUUCUUUUCAUGAUGAAGACUACAAAUUAAACUUUGCAGGUUAUAAAGGUUACAGUGCUUACAAAGCAGGUCCAGAAGGUAAUGUUACUCAGUAUUAUGAAGUUACUCUUGCCCAGAUACCUAGAAUUCCCCAAUUUUCUGGUGAUGGGCCCCCACAGAAAGGUGAUGUUACUUAUAGAGAGUGGAAGUAUGAAGUUUAAUGUCUUAUCAAUGACCCUGAAAAAGAAACCACAAUCAUUCAGAGCAUUAGAAGAUCUCUUAGGGGUACAGCUAAAACUAUGCUCAUUCCUCUUGAUGAAAAAGCUACUGUCAUUGAAAUUCUUGACAAACUGAAUAUUUUAUUUGGUGAAGUGUCAAAUAAUGGCAUGAUAAUGCAAGAAUUUUUCAAUACCUUUCAAUUUGAGGGAGAGUGUGCUACAUCAUUUGGUUGUAGGUUGGAAAGCAUGCUCCAAAACGCUAUUGAUAAUGGGUACCUUAGCAAAUCGUCAAAGAAUGAUUUGUUACGCCAUAAAUUUUGGACGUCGUUGAGUUCCGAACGCUUAAAGUCACAAACGCGUCACAAAUAUGAUACGCUAAAGAACUAUGACCAUCUUUUACUUGAAAUAAGAAAGGUUGAAAAAGAAAUGGCCGUAAACAAAGCCCCUGCAGAAAAAGUAAGUACUGAUUUCAAGAAUUUCAGACUCCAUCAACAUGGUAUAGCAGUGGAGGAUGAAGUUGAGGAGAAAAUCAACAAAAGAAUUGAGAAUUUGCAAACUGAAUUAGAAGGUAAAAUUGAUGACAAAUUUAAUCAGAUUUUGCAAAAGUUAGAUGCUUCGAAAACUGAUACUAGGCAAAGUUAUUCAAGAGGAAGCAGCAACAGAGGCAAUGGCAACUCAGGGAGAGGUGAGUAUGGUAGGAGAAAUUUUCAGAAUAACAAUUCAUAUAGAGGGAAUCAAUACAGAAGGCCAUUCAAUCCUAGAGGGCGAGGUAUGAAUAGGUCUAGUGUACAAAACCAGGACCCAAACUACUAGUGGUCUCUACUGAUGGCCAAGCAGAGACCAGUAAAGUCAAAAGUAACGGCCAACAUAUAAAUUGUGACAUGAUUAGUGAGUCAA
This is a messenger RNA of Magallana angulata, 1164 nucleotides long. RefSeq lists its product as uncharacterized. NCBI's taxonomy places the organism in Eukaryota, Metazoa, Mollusca, Bivalvia, Ostreida, Ostreidae. The record is from RefSeq and is a predicted model, not a curated record.